AUGCUGCGCGGGCUCGCGCUGCCGCGGGCGCUUGCGUCCGCGCUGCCUUUGGGAAACCAUCGAUCCUCCCCACGCUCCGUCCCGCCGCGAGCGCCGCCGCGCUGGGUCCGCCCGCGGGCGCUGGCGUCGGACGCCGACGCGCGUUCCCCGUCGUUCUCGUCGCUGGACGAGCUCGCCCAUCAUCUUCGAAGCCUCACGGGGGACCCGCUCGAAUCCGACGGGGGGCGCAUCGUGACUUUCCGCGGCGACACGAAUGCUCGCGUCAUGAUCAUAGGGGAGGCUCCCGGGGCUGAGGAGGACAAGCUCGGGGUGCCCUUCGUGGGUCGCGCGGGCAAGCUCCUCGACGAAAUCUUCGCAUCCGUCACCUUGAGCACCGAUCGUCACUGCUACGUCACGAACGUGGUCAAGCGAAGGCCGCUGAACAACCGCGACCCGACGGCGAGGGAGAUCGAGUGGUACCGCGGGUACCUGCGCGAGGAGAUUCGGCUGUUGGACCCGGCCAUCAUCGUGUGCACGGGGCGACACUCGAUGCGCACGCUCCUGGGCAAAAACUGCGAGGGCAUAACCAAGAUUCGGGGAAGGUGGUUCGACGUCGACGGGCGCGUCGUCAUGCCCAUGUUUCACCCGAGCUACCUGCUGCGGAACCCGCAGAAAACCCCGGGGUCGCCAAAGGCGCUGACCUGGGACGACAUACGCGAGGUGAAGCGCAAGGUGGACGAGCUUUCGCUCAUCGAGCCGGAGGCGUAA
This is a messenger RNA of Micromonas commoda, 747 nucleotides long. RefSeq lists its product with no specific name. Bases 1 to 747 code for a protein of 248 amino acids. NCBI's taxonomy places the organism in Eukaryota, Viridiplantae, Chlorophyta, Mamiellophyceae, Mamiellales, Mamiellaceae. The record is from RefSeq and is a predicted model, not a curated record. The transcript has 2 exons.